This is a messenger RNA of Daldinia decipiens, 1236 nucleotides long. RefSeq names its product Osmotin, thaumatin-like protein. The record is from RefSeq and is a predicted model, not a curated record. Gene Ontology annotation, cellular component: extracellular region. Lineage: Eukaryota; Fungi; Ascomycota; Sordariomycetes; Xylariales; Hypoxylaceae. Bases 1 to 1236 code for a protein of 411 amino acids. Gene Ontology annotation, biological process: defense response. The transcript is spliced from 2 exons.
AUGCCUAAAUGGUCACGGCAAUGCGAGCGCCGGCAUAAUUCUACAAGGACUAGAUUGUCGGUUAUUACCAGUCUCUUUUUAACAUCACAGCUCCCGCAAGUAAGAGCAGUUGUAUAUCCAAGUAACCAUGAGUUAUAUACUUUCGACUAUUUGGGACCCAACAGACAAUAUUUAGGCACGAGCCGUCCUUUGACCAAGUAUGAGAAUGCAAUCCCCUUGAUCAUUACCAACAAUUGCGGCGAUACAAUAUGGCCGGGAAUUGGAACUCAACAUGGAGACCCUCCAGACUCCCACGGUUUCGAACUCAAGCCUGGCGAGACGAAAGAACAGACAGUCGGUCCUACAUGGCAGGGCAGAGUCUGGGGCCGUACCAAUUGUACCACUAGUGGUGACACGGCGACAUGUAAGACUGGUGAUUGUUUUGGUAAAUUAGAUUGCGAGUACGGGGGUGCUGUACCUGUUACUCUUGCUGAGUUCAAUCUUGCUGGUGGCGCAACUGGCAGACAGACCUUUUACGACAUUUCACUUGUCGAUGGUUAUAAUUUGCCAAUAGCAAUAGUCUAUCAUCCAGCAGACAACACAUCAUACAUCCCGCCAAAUCUAGUCAAUCCUUCCUGCAUUGGAACAUCCGGGUACCUCGCUGCCUAUAGCGAGACCGGACUUACUUAUACUAACUCGACCUAUCCUAUACCAUACGAAGAUAUACAAUCCAACGCGGAUUUAAGCAAUUGGUGUCCUUGGGACCUCCAGGCCUUCCUUCCAGAGAAGCCCGGAGACGGUGUAUAUCCGUAUCCAGACGACACUCUACAUAGGCCCGUUUUUGACCCGUGCAAGAGUGCCUGCGCCGCUAAUAAUGACCCCGAAGACUGCUGCACCGGCGAAUAUGACGACCCAUGGAUCUGCGAGCCCAGCCAGUAUUCGUAUAAUGCCAAGGCUAUGUGCCCUGACGCAUACAGCUACGCGUUUGACGAUCAGACCUCCACGUUUAUCAUCCCUAGCGGAGGUGGAUGGGAAAUCGUGUUCUGUCCGGCAGGGCGAAGUACUACCAUAUUGGCGACAUUCACAGACGAAUUACACAAGAUUGCCGAAAGCGGGCAAGUGACCCAGGAUAUUCUGCUCAAGGCUAUGAACGUGAGCUAUAUCGAAUCGAAACACAGCACAGCAGCCGGUAUCCGGGUGUCCACGACUGGGUUGGUGUUAACUGCCAUGUUGGUGGUCAGUGAUAUACUGGCUUGA